AUGCCUCGUCCUCCAUCCAACUCGAAGCGACAGCAAGGCGCUGCCAAUGUACGCGAUACUCGACACGACAAUGGUCUUGUAGGGCCAGGGAAGAGGGUGCCUAGGCAAAAGAGUAAUGGACACAUGAACGGACAUGCGAACUCCUCCGAUUCUAUCCCAUCAACACCACCACCUUCGACCCCACCACCUACAAAUGGACACGCGAAAUUACCUGGAAAUGAUGACAACACCUCGGAACAUAAGUUGGGGGGAGAUGUGGCAAGGAGGACUUCAGUUGGUGGCCAUUCAGAUUCUUCUCAAGAUGGUUACAACAUCCCCACGAUUUCUUUCCCACAGGAAAACCAUCGCCAUAUCAAUGUCAAUUCUGCCAAAAACCCUUCCGUACAUCGCGAUUCCGGCCCAUGGCAUUUCGCGAAGACGGUGUUGACAUCCUGUCCCAUCUCUGAUACACUGGCCAUUCUUAUUGUUCUUCUCCAGGUCCCACCCGCUUUCUUGACGAUCAUCCAAUUACUGUUCGCCACUUUGACAUUCGUCCCCCCGUCCACAACUGCUACAUCUGGAAUAAGCUUUAUCGAUAUGUUUGAAGGAACUACUGGUACACCAUCAUUGGCAACGAUUAUGGUGGUUGACGUACUGUUUCUCUUAACGUGGGUAUUUUUGUAUGGUCCUCUGCAGGAGUUCAUCUUACAAUUUGCACAAUCGGUGAUCGCAUUGACUUUGGGAGGCGGUCUCAGUGGAAAAGAAGCUGGUAUGAGGAACGUUGUUCUCUGCUUCGGUUAUAUUGGGGUCUCGCAUUAUGCCUCGAUCAGCAACAUUAAAUCUGUCGGACUUCGUACUCUACUCUCAUCCCCACGAAACUUUUUAGGAUCAUUCGACCUCGACGAUCCUCUCGAAUCGAUACCAAUCCCUAUACCGAAUUGGAAAGACCGGAUACCGAUUUGGGUUAGAAAUAUUCUUGCGGUUCACAUUCUUGCACAAGGAGUAGUGCGGUAUAUACGAGAUUUAUAUGUUAGAAGUCAAAAACGCGAUCAUGCAGCAUCUACCCUGGGGGAUCCUGAAGCAGCGAAAGGAUCAGCAGAUGGAGCCAAUGAUUCUUCCACUACAAACCCACAAACACCAGAUAACGAAGCUUCAAAUUCAUUACAUGCUAGUCAUACAGCCAUUACAACCAGGAAAAAGAGAAAACAAAGUGCACAAGUCCGCAUACAGCAACCUUUAUGGGCAGCUUUAGCAAGUACAAAAAUCGUCAUGGUCAAAGAGUACGAGACGUCACACGCAGCUGCGGAAUCGGCGGGUACAAAUGCGACAGAUGCUAGUAACCUUGGAAAUGCACCCUUUAGUACCGAGCCAGAUCGAAUUUGGAUUACCAAUGUUGGGUCUGAUGCUGUUUUAUUUAGUACCAGUUAUUUUCCCGAAUUCACGAUACCCGAUGAGAAUCAAGAUGAUACGGAGGGAUCAGUUGUGAAUUCGAGGAUGCCCAUUUUCGUUAGGGUCAAUCAAGCACAUUGGCAACCCACGAGAAUGGAAGCUAGUACUAAUCCUAGCUUACCCGCUGGAAAAAACACGUGCUGGGAUGGAGAAAUCUUUGGACUUGCACCUUCUAGCAGUUAUGAGAUAGAAUUUUUCAAUGUCGUUAACAACAAAGUCAUUUUUUGCACCAGCGUCAAAACGCUUAAUACACCAUCAGACACUGCAGCUGCAACUUCCCUUUCACCUCUCCCUCCUCAAGUGUCAGGACGACCAGGAUCACCCAGUUCCACUAUUCAACAAUCAAUUCGAGCAUCCAAGACUAAACUGGAAGAAGAGCGUAGCCGUCAGAAACGCGAACGUAAAGAUCAACGCACGAAAAUCCAGACACUUCGCAGAGAAAUUGAUAAGCUCUCACACAUCAUAGCCACAUCAGGUGGCAAUGAUGAAAAACAACGUCAAAAAAUUCAACAAGCCACCCUUCAGAUUAGACAAGCAGAAGAAGCCAUUACUUCCAUUCAAGCUGAAAUUGAAAUUGCCGAUCGAUUACCUUCAGCAUCCAAGGAUUCCGAGUAUAUCUCAGCAAAGCAGAAGUAUCGAACACAAAAAGACCUCUACGAGAAAGCUAAAUCAGACUUCAUCACGAAAAAGAAGGAGAAUGAAAAGCCAAUCGCAGCUUUAAGUGCAGAGCUUCUCAACAAAGAACGACAAUCCGAGAAAUUGGAAGCUAGAUCUAUUAAACUUACUCAUCAAGCAGAUGAUCUCCGUGAAGCUAACACCAAAGGGUUGAAUGAAGUUCAACGUAAGGAAAAGCAACGGAAGGAUAAAGAUGAUGAGAGGAAGAUGGUUCAGGCUAAUUGGGAUAAGUAUAACGUGGAGGCGCAAAUGCAACUCCAACGAUAUACUGAUGAUCUUACCAUGCUUUACCCAUACAUCGAUCAAUACACUAUGGCUUUGCAACAGCAGCAUCAACAAGAAACGAAUCAAUUGUACGCCAAUUCCCCUUGGACAACAGCAGGUGAAAGUUCAAUGUCCACAUUUCCCGCAUACGCUCCAAUCUCGAAUAUGGCACCGGCUAUGCCUCACAUGGGUGGCUUAUUGACAAUGUCACAAACCACAAGGCAAAGAGGUAGAAGCUCGAGUAUGUUAAGUAACGAGAGUGGAUUUACCCAAGGUCCGGAUUCAGAUGAGGAACAUAUUCCUUUUUAUGGACCACAUCUUCAAUCACAAUCCCAACCUCACUAUUCUCCAUACAAUACCAACCAAUCACCGAGUCCAUUCGCUCCCGCGUUCCGAAAUACGUCAACAUCGAUUUCUCAAUUCCAACAGAAUGAAUCAUUGAAUUGGCCACCAACUCGCAAGGGUAGUGGAUCAGGUGAUGUAGAUGCAUCGGGGAGUAGAAGUGGAAGUGAGAGAGAUAGUAUUGGGGAUCCAAAAAGCCCACUGAAUGAAAAGAGUCAGUUACCGUUGCCUAUUGGAGCGGGAUCGGGCUUUGGAAUUGGAAGCGCAGGAUCUAGGGGCUUGAGAGGGGUUUGGGAUAAUUGA
Messenger RNA from Botrytis byssoidea, 3012 nucleotides. RefSeq lists its product as uncharacterized. NCBI's taxonomy places the organism in Eukaryota, Fungi, Ascomycota, Leotiomycetes, Helotiales, Sclerotiniaceae. The coding region runs from base 1 to 3012 and encodes 1003 amino acids. The record is from RefSeq and is a predicted model, not a curated record. The transcript has a single exon.